UGAUACAAAAUGGUGGGUGGAUGGUGGAUGCGUUCGGACCGAGGGAUCAAUGCAUUGUUUAUGGUGUGUGUGGGGCUAACGCAGCAUGCAUUGACUAUACACAGCUGAAUGCUCAUGUCACAGGCGAUGCCAAUGACACGUGUACAUGUCUACAGGGGUUCAGGCCCCAAAACAGCCAUGCUUGGGAUUCUCAAGAGUGGUGGUUAAGUGGUUGUGUUCGCCGAAGUCCAUUGCAGUGCUCUCUCACAAAUUCUACCGACGGUUUUUUGGAAGUGAAGGACAAGCUUUUGGCCGACGAUGAAGCGGCUGCAUAUAGCAAGGAGCAAACUCUGAGUGGAUGCCAACUUGCCUGCCUCAACAACUGCUCGUGCAUGACCUUUUGGCUCAGAAGCUCAUCUCCUCCUGUCUGUCGAUUGUGGUUUGGGGAUUUGAUGAAUGUGCGCGAGUCCCCUGGCAUCCAGUCAUUCUAUCUCCGUUUGGCAGCUUCUGAGUUACAAGGUUCGACAACUAAGCCAAGAAAUAAAUCCUUUGGCCUUCACAUAUUGCUUCCUGGGGGCGCUGCGGGUCUUGUUCUUGUUCUUGUUCUUGUUCUGGUCGUGUUUAUUAUGUGGAAAAGUGGAAGAAUGGCAAAGGAGGAUGACGUCCCCACAUCUCUUAGAGCAUUCACUUUCCGAAAGUUGCGAGUUGCAACUAAGAAUUUCAGGCAUAAGCUGGGAAAAGGAUCAUUCGGUUCGGUGUUCAAAGGUACUCUAGCAGACAAAACUCCCAUCGCUGUCAAAAGGUUAGAGGGUUUAGCAGGAACUGAAAAGCAAUUUCGUGCAGAAAUUAGUACCAUUGGUGAAAUACAACAUGUGAAUCUGGUCAGGCUGUUCGGAUUUUGUGCGGAGGAAUAUCGAAGGCUACUCGUUUAUGAGUACAUGCCCAACGGCUCUCUUGACUCCUUUCUGCUCCGUGGUAAAGAGGGAGAAGUGCAAGGGAAAUUAUUAAGUUGGAAAACCAGAUUUCAGAUAGCGUUGGGCACUGCGCGAGGACUAGCUUAUCUUCACGAUGAAUGUAGGGAUUGCAUCAUUCACUGUGAUAUUAAGCCAGAAAACAUUCUCCUUGAUGCCGAUUUUCGUCCCAAGGUAGCUGAUUUUGGUCUGGCAAAGUUAUUAGGUAGAAAUUUCAGCCGCGUCCUGACUACCAUGAGAGGAACGAUAGGUUAUUUGGCUCCAGAGUGGAUCUCCGGUAUUCCCAUCACUCCCAAGGCGGACGUGUAUAGUUUUGGCAUGACAUUGCUGGAGAUUAUAGCAGGACGAAGGAAUGUGGACCUCACUGUGCCCCAGCCUAGCUGCUAUUACUUCCCUUCCUGGGCUGCCGAUCAAUUCCACAAAGGAAACCUGAUGGCUAUCGUUGAUGGAAGGAUAUCAGGUGAGGCAGAUGCUGAAGAGGUGAGAAGGGCUGUUACAGCGAGCAUAUUAUGCAUUCAAAGAGAUGAAAUGGUUAGGCCAACAAUGGCUCAAGUCGUGCAAUUACUCCAAGGGACAGUGGAGACCAGCGCACCUCAAUUUCAGCAGUCUGUCGAUAGACUUCAAGAUCACCCUUCAUGCAAGGAAGAUGGCCUUUUGGGCACGAUCCCGGCCUCAUUUCUUAUGAUGUCGGAGCAUUGCACUUAGCAAGACUUGAUCUCUAGUGGGCUCAUUUAGAGCCUUUCAACUUCACUAGUACACCAAGGGCCCAUUGACGAUUACAAAUUUUAAAUUUUAACAAUAUUUAUUAAAGUAGGUUAGCUUUCA
Cryptomeria japonica (Japanese cedar) is the source of this 1775-nucleotide messenger RNA. RefSeq names its product G-type lectin S-receptor-like serine/threonine-protein kinase At2g19130. Gene Ontology annotation, molecular function: ATP binding; protein kinase activity. Lineage: Eukaryota; Viridiplantae; Streptophyta; Pinopsida; Cupressales; Cupressaceae. Gene Ontology annotation, biological process: protein phosphorylation. The record is from RefSeq and is a predicted model, not a curated record. The coding region runs from base 21 to 1655 and encodes 544 amino acids. The transcript has a single exon.